Molecule: messenger RNA, 423 nt
Organism: Vittaforma corneae ATCC 50505
Lineage: Eukaryota; Fungi; Microsporidia; Nosematidae
Exons: 1
Coding region: 1-423 (140 amino acids)
Source: RefSeq, a predicted model, not a curated record
AUGUUCAAUGGAUUUGCAAUUACCACUGCGAUGAACAGAGAAGACAAAGCAUUCCAAGAAUUUACAACGAAAGUUGCUGGAUUUGCAGCAUCUCCAAAGAACGAGCUCACGAAUCUUACUGAUUUUACAGCCGCACUAAACUCAGAGCUGUCAAAAUUGAGACAUUGUCAAAACUUUAUUCUCAAGGAGAAGUACAAGAGUAUUUUGAUGGUUGAAAAUCAAACAGAAUCCACCCCUUCGGAGAUUUUCAGGUGGAUGAGGGAUAGGAAACUGUCCUUUCAAAACAUUUCCAGGGUCAUUCCACUGGACCUUGUCUUGAAGCUUGGCGAAGCAGACACUAGCAUCAAGCCAUUUGUCUGGAAAAUAGGAAAGUGGGAAGCUUUAAAAUUUUAUUUGAGGGCAGGCUUUGUCCUAAAAGCCUAA